AUGCAGGAUAGUGAGAUAAAUAAAGUUGAUUCCUUCAAUGGACCUACUAGUGUGGUAAGAAAGCUAAACACUAGGAAGGGAAGUAGAUCACUUGAGGACAGUUCAAAUGAUCAGGCAUGUGGAAGAUUUCCGGAGGACAGUUCAAAUAGUCUAGCAUGUGGUUUGCUCCCACAAGGUUUGAGAAUGAAGUCAUACUAUUUUGGUUGUGGUAAUCAACCAAGGAAUAGCUUAUGGACUUACAGUUACAAGCCAAAAACUGCCAUGGAGGUCUGUGGUAAUGAUGAAUCUGUGAAGCUCUUGAGUGGGUGGCUACAACAAUGGCGUGAAAGAGAGUUUCAAAUAUGCAAGGAUCAUAUUGAUUGUGAUACAAGUGAUAGGGAAAAAGAUGAUUAUAUCUAUUCUGAAAGUGACUCUAAUUCAGGAAGCCAAUAUGAGGAGGAUAGGCUGAAAAACGUCCUCUUAGUUACAGGACCAGUUGGGGUAACUACAAAGACUGCAUUAUCUUGUUACAACUAUGAUGAGUCAUGGUACUUGGUUUUGUUUCUAGAUUACUUUGUGCCUGAUGAUGAAAACUUUUAUUUUUGUAUUGAUAUGUGCAUUGAUUUCAUUUUGAGCCUCCAUCUUUUCUACUCUCACCAUCUUUGGUUCUCACCAUGA
Molecule: messenger RNA, 657 nt
Organism: Humulus lupulus (European hop)
Lineage: Eukaryota; Viridiplantae; Streptophyta; Magnoliopsida; Rosales; Cannabaceae
Exons: 4
Coding region: 1-657 (218 amino acids)
Biological process (GO): DNA repair; DNA damage checkpoint signaling; mitotic DNA replication checkpoint signaling
Molecular function (GO): chromatin binding
Source: RefSeq, a predicted model, not a curated record